AUGGCUGCCACAACCGUUCCGGAAGGCAGGACGCAAGUCAUCUUCAAUCAGCUCAGGACUUUUAUUGCCAACAUUUUGACGAUCUCGGUUGAAAACAUUGAUGAUACAUCUUCAUUCGUUACGCUCGGAGGAGACUCGUUCAAGGCAGUUCACCUGUACCAAAAAUGCUCUGAGCAAGGCCUGAGCGUCCGGUUCCAAGAUUUACUCCACAGGUCCCUGAACGAAGUCGCCUCAUUAGCUUCCGACAAUGAAGCUGGGUGUCCUUCAACUCAACAACUCAGACAGGGAGAUGGCAAGUUUUCGCAGAUGCCUCCCGACUACGAUUUUACCAAGAUUUUUGACAAGCUGCGGGAGAAGUACGACAUGAGCGACAAUGCCGUUGAAGACGUUUAUCCUUGCAGUCCAAUGCAAGAGAACAUGUAUAUUGGUCAGAAGAUGGUCUCGAAGCGGCUUUACCGAACACGGGGGCUCUUUGAGACUCAGGCUGAGUUUGACCUGGAACACUUCCAAACGAGUUGGAACGAUAUUAUCGACCGUCAUCAAACUCUCCGAACUUUUUACGUGGAAACCUCGGAUACUACAUCUGGCCGCUUGUUAGAUGCAGUCGUUCUAAAGUCUAAACCAGAGGCCAUGAUCAUCAACUAUACGAAGGAUUUGGAGGAGAUAAGACGCCAGUUCGCGGAUGGGAGUCUUGAGCAACUCGACGCAGACGAAGAGAGGCUUCAGCACCAAGUCACAGUUUACCUCAACGUUCAAGAGCCGGGCCGAGCCUUGUUUCAGAUGGACUUGAACCACUUGACCGUUGACGGUAGCUCAUUGAUGAUAAUCGUAGAUGAGUUGGUCAAGAGAUUGCAGGGCUCUCGGCUUCUUGGCCAAGCACCAGGAUACGGGAGAUACAUCGACUACUUACAGACUCGGACGGACGAAGACGGUGCGCUCGACUACUGGAUCGACUAUCUGGACGGGACAGAGCCAUGUUCGUUCCCAGUCAUGAACGACAACCAACCGGGUGGUGCCGGAUCCUUUCAGGUCUCAGAGAUGCCUCUCGAUGUCGGUCUAGAUCAAAUCCGCGCCUUCUGCCAAAAGCACAAUGCGACCAUAUCGAAUGUGCUGCAAGCUGUCUGGGCUCUUGUCCUUCACACUUACACGGGAGACGCGGAUGUCUGCUUCGGUUACCUUUCUUCCGGGCGAAGUUUGCCCAUUUCUGGAGUGUCUCAAAUCGUUGGGCCAAUGAUGAACUUGCUCGUCUGUCGUGUUGGUGGAAUACACAAAAUGUCGCUCGAAGGCCUAAUCCAUACUAUCAGAGAAGACUUUCUGAACGCGCUACCACACCAGUGCUUCUCUAUUGGCAAGGUGCAACGGAUUCUUGGAACCAACGAAACGAAGCUAUUCAACACCAUCAUGACCUCGUAUUACUCGCCUUCCAUGUCCGACACCAGCAGCAGGACCUUCUUCAAGCUAAUCUCAUCCCAUAACGCCUCUGAUUUCGAUAUUGUGCUAAAAGUUGUCUACUCGGACUCGGAUAUUCGGGUGCGACUCGCCUAUUCGACGGCCACGUUAUCAUCGGUGAUGGCGAGCAACGUCUCGCAUACCUUCUCAGGCAUCUUAUCGAGGUUGAUUGAGAUGGAUGAUGCACAAGCUGCCGUCAUUUCAACAACCGCAAUUACCACUUGGGACAUGCAACAAGUCGUAAUGUGGAACUCACGCAUACAUACUCCGCCGCCCAGUCCCCAUUUGACUUGUGUUCACCACCUGAUCGAGAAUCAAGUCCGGCUCCAGCCUAAUGCGCAGGCGAUCCACUCGUGGGAUGGAAACAUGACUUACCAAGAGCUUGACGAAGCUGCCUCCAUUGUCGCCCAAGAGAUUCUGAAGCGGGACAUCGGACCUGGAGCUUUCAUCGCGCUUUGCCUUGAGAAGUCAAAAUGGUAUUCCAUCGCCCUUCUCGGCGUCUUAAAGAGCGGUAAUGCCUUCGCUCCUGUUGACAUCUCGAAUCCAGAAACUCGACAAAAGGAGAUCCUGCAUCAGUUGGGAAUCUCUAUAGAAUCUGGACUUAUCAUUUGUUCGAAGCAACAGUCACCAUUAAUCAGGCAUUUGGCUGGCCAGGUCCUCCAACUUGAUAAUGACCAGGCCUCUCCGAAAAAUGAUAAUACUAUCCCGCUGCCACGUGUUUCUCCCGACAGCCCAGCCUACGUCAUUUUCACCUCUGGCUCUACUGGCAAGCCAAAGGGAGUCGUCGUGGAACAUCGAGCCCAGAUUUGCAUCGAUAUCACGGGCAAAUUGGGCACAUCUCACGCCUUCAUUCGCUGA
This is a messenger RNA of Colletotrichum fioriniae, 2307 nucleotides long. RefSeq lists its product as uncharacterized. NCBI's taxonomy places the organism in Eukaryota, Fungi, Ascomycota, Sordariomycetes, Glomerellales, Glomerellaceae. The record is from RefSeq and is a predicted model, not a curated record. Gene Ontology annotation, molecular function: catalytic activity; phosphopantetheine binding. Gene Ontology annotation, biological process: secondary metabolite biosynthetic process; amino acid activation for nonribosomal peptide biosynthetic process. Gene Ontology annotation, cellular component: cytoplasm.